Messenger RNA from Aphanomyces astaci, 1089 nucleotides. RefSeq lists its product as hypothetical. The record is from RefSeq and is a predicted model, not a curated record. Gene Ontology annotation, cellular component: nucleolus; checkpoint clamp complex; site of double-strand break. NCBI's taxonomy places the organism in Eukaryota, Oomycota, Saprolegniomycetes, Saprolegniales, Verrucalvaceae. The transcript is spliced from 3 exons. Gene Ontology annotation, biological process: meiotic DNA integrity checkpoint signaling; telomere maintenance; mitotic DNA replication checkpoint signaling. The coding region runs from base 41 to 733 and encodes 230 amino acids.
CCGGAUACUUCCGAAAUACCGGAUAAUUCGGACUUGAAAAAUGCGAUUUCGCGGGCAAUUGACGGCAGCGUCGUUCCCGAUCUUGAUGGAAGUGUCCCAGUUCAUGCAUCGAGUGAGCAGCUCGGACACGUGCUUCGUGAUGCUGAACGAGGAGCGCAUGUCCUUCGCGAUGAAGACCAGCGGGGAAGACAUGCAGACGUUCGUGCACUUGAGCGUAGCCAAGCUAUUUGCCGACGUCGUCGUGGAAAGUCGCGCCGACAACAACAUUGCAUUUGCUCUUGGGAUCGCAAACUUUUCAAGGGCGCUUCAAUCGGGCAAGGACGCUAGCGGCGUCAUGCUGCGCUUGCUCAAACGCGAUGGACGUUCGUUUCUUUCCCUACGGGCUCGGACAGUGGACCUCGACAUCAUCCAAAACAUUCCCAUUGAAGUCGUGUCCAUGGCGACCGCAGAAAACUACCGUGAACCCAACAUUCCGCCGCCCACUGUCGCGCUGGAAAUGCCACCGCUUCGCGCGUUCCGCACCAUCACCGAUCGCCUCAAAACCAUGCAAAAGUACCUCCUCGUGCGUACGAUUCCGCCACGCCAUCACUGUUUAAUGCACAUUAUGCACAUAGAUCCAAGCUGGGAUGGACGGCACCCUUCGACUUCGCGUGCAAAGCGAUACGUUUGUGUUGCAGACAUUGCACACGAACUUGCGCUGUCGACCCGAUUUGGUAGAGCGUCCAAGCAGUGACGACAUUGUGGAUGACGAAGCAAGCGACGACAACGCCGCGUCGUCUGUGCGAGUGGACGCGCGGCACGCGUCCAAGAUGCUAUCGGUGGACGGAAAUGCUGUGCUCUCCGUGCUAUGUUGUUUGAUCGACCAACAAGCACUGGUGAUCCAUGCGAUUCUCGUGGACCAGUUUGGGUCGUUUACGUGCUACGUGCCUGUCGUGGCCAUGCAUUGAGCUCAAACGAACCAGCGACAGACGACAUAACGAACGAACGACGCAUGCUAUUUACCUAUAAAAGUUAGUUGACGGGCUUGAUGGCGGACUUUGGUGUGCAGUGAUAAGAUAUCAUAUUAAGCAGUGCUCGAAUUGUUUGGCC